AUGCCCAGGACUCGCAAAAAGAAGAUUCCUGUAACGAAUACUGACAAAGCGAGCUCAUCGAGCACCCCCACCUCAAGCCGCACUGUCAUCCGACGGUUUCAUGUCCUGCUGAAAAAACAGGGACAGCUGAAAAAUGCCUCUUCUGCCAAUGCUGAAGCACUUGGGGAAAUAGAACGUGAGAUCGACGAGCUGGGAGGAUUGGCGGCCUAUCAGCGUAUGUCGAGUAUUGGGCAGGGAAAUGACCGCGGUGGCGGAAGUGAGAAAGUGCUCAUACAGUGGCUGAUCGAUAUGGGACUUUGGAAGAGGGAAGCCAAAGGGAAGCUGAGGCUUCUAGAAGUCGGUGCUCUAAAGCCUGACAACUAUCGAACAUGCAUAUCAUGGAUAGAUAACACACCCAUGGACCUUCGCAGCCGCCAUCCUUCUAUUGUAGAGCAGGAUUUUCUGUUGAUGGACGAGGAUGAGAAUCGAGGCAAGUGGGAUAUCAUCAGCCUGAGCUUGGUCGUGAACUUCGUUCCGAACCCAAGAGAUCGAGGGCGAAUGUUAUGCCUCGCGCACUCAAUGUUAGCCCCAGAUGGCCUACUCUUUCUUGCGCUUCCGCUUCCGUGCGUGGAGAAUUCGCGAUAUUUGACUUUUGAUAAUCUUCAAUCUCUCAUGAACGUCCUCGGAUUUACCGAGGUCCAGCGAAAGUGGAGAAAGGGCGGGAAAAUGGCGUAUUGGCUGUAUAGGAAAAUUGAGAGCGACCAUAAGUCUCUCGACGAGUAUCGUAAGAAGACUGUCUGUAGGCAAGGUGAUAGAAAUAACUUUGCAAUCCUAUUGCCAUGA
Suillus subaureus is the source of this 822-nucleotide messenger RNA. RefSeq names its product nucleolus protein. Gene Ontology annotation, cellular component: nucleolus. The transcript has 4 exons. Lineage: Eukaryota; Fungi; Basidiomycota; Agaricomycetes; Boletales; Suillaceae. The record is from RefSeq and is a predicted model, not a curated record. Gene Ontology annotation, molecular function: rRNA (adenine) methyltransferase activity. Bases 1 to 822 code for a protein of 273 amino acids.